Molecule: messenger RNA, 336 nt
Organism: Striga asiatica
Lineage: Eukaryota; Viridiplantae; Streptophyta; Magnoliopsida; Lamiales; Orobanchaceae
Source: the annotation of a GenBank genome assembly
AUGUACAAGCGCAAGUUUUGGUUCGAAGAGAACGAUUAUGACGUCCCUGAAUCUUAUUUCUACCACACCGGCGAGAAGAUUCAGCUCAAUACCAUCGAGCUGGUCAAGAGAUUCCUCAAACAACUUGUGAAAGUCGACAAGGCUGUCCUGACCAGCGCCUCGGUGUUAUUCUUGACUUUGACUGCCGAGGAAGAUGGUGGCCCUGUGCAAACUAUUCAAGCCGCGGUUUACGAGCCCCGUGAUGUGCUGCCCGAAAGGCUCACUUACCCAUCGGUUUUCAAGGCCUACACCAGGCUCGGGCUUGCCAUAUUCGGGACACAGCUUCAGGACAAUUGA